ACGGGGAAUAAAAAAACCCCACACACUCAGCAAAGCACAAAGCCAAUAUCAAAGUGAAUCAAAGUUUCUUUGCUGAAAAACCGAAUGAAAGGUCUGAAUCUGAAAAUGGGGUUUGCUCAGUUCGUGGCUUUUGAAGAAGGAGAUGUUGAUUCCAGUGCAGCUCUCAAUCGCUUUCAAUGGGGUGUUUGAAGAAGGAGAUGUUGAUUCCAGUGCAGCUCUCAAUCGCUUUCAAUGGGGUGGAACCAUCUUUGCCUUAAUUUUGCUUAUCUUGAACCGAACAGGGCACAGAUCAGGCAUGCAAAGUAACCUUCUUGUACUGUUUUUGUUUACAAGCUUCCCAACAGUGCUGUUUAAAAUUCUGAGGGGACAGUUCGGCUAUUGGAUUUCAUUUCUUGCUGUUUCUGCAAACCUCUUCUUUCCGCAAUAUUUUCCAGAAUUUAAACGACAAAGUUUGCUUCGACACUUCAGCCCAGAGUUUAGGCAAGUGGCUCGGAAAGGUUCUCAUACAGUCCUCAUAAGGUCCUCAUACCAAGUUUUGAAGUUUCAUAGCUUCCAUUUCAGAGUAGUCCUUUUCACGAGAGCCACUCAGCCUCAGAAUAUAUUCCAUGCCUAUCCGACCUUCAUUCACUCUUUCAAUUCAAGCAAAAUGAGUCCCCUUUCUCCCAUUUCAUCUAUCAUCAUUGUCGCCAAUUUUUGUUGCAUUUCUUUGAUCCUUGCUCAGCAGCCUUAUGAAGGACAAGCUUUCACAGAUUGUCGCAACCCAGACGUGUCGAAAUCCGUUUUUGGAUACACCUGCAAUGGCUUGAACAGAAGUUGCCAGACUUACCUGACCUUCAGAUCACAGCCUCCUUACAACACUGUUUCUUCCAUUGCCAACAUGUUGGCUUCUGACCCAUCUCAGCUUGCAGAGAUCAACUCGGUUUCUGAGUCCGCAACAUUUGCUACAAACAAGUUGGUGCUUGUUCCAGUCACCUGUUCAUGCUCAGGUCAGUACUAUCAGCUGAACACAUCUCAUGUUGUUGUUCCCCGUGAUACAUAUCUAGUUAUUGCAAACAAUACAUUUCAAGGCCUCUCAACAUGUCAAGCUAUGAUAAAGCAGAACAGUAAUCUCACCACAAAGAACUUGUAUACUGGGACUAGAGUCACUGUUCCUCUUAGAUGUGCUUGUCCCACAAAGAACCAAACUGAUCUUGAAAUCAAUUAUCUAAUGAGUUACUUAAUAGCACCUGGUGAUUUUGUUUCAAAAAUUAGCGAUCGAUUCGAUACAGAUACAGGGAGGACUCUUGAAGCCAAUGGGCUUUCAGAACAAGCGGCUAUCAUUUAUCCCUUCACCACACUCUUAGUUCCGUUAGAAAACCCUCCAUCUAGUUCUCAGACCACACAGCCACCUUCAUCAUCACCGCCAUCAACUCCGGCUAUCUCACCAGCUUCGCCGAAGAAUUCAAUGAGAACAUGGAUUUAUGUAGUUGCUGGGGCGAUUGGAGGAGGUGGUUUUGUUAUGGUGAUAGCCUUGCUCAUCUUCUUCACCUUCUUCCGCAGAAUAAGUAAGAAGGAGACUGAUACAGUUGUUGUAUCAGAAAGCUUUGAGGCGCUUGAGAAACCAUUACAGAAAGAAAGGGAUGAAGGAUCUGGAUCUCAGGACUUCUUAGAGCCUAUAUCUAGUGACAUAGCUCACAUGGCUUUAUCCCUCAAAGUUUACACAUUUGAGGAACUGCAAAGUGCAACAGAGAACUUCAGCUCCAGUUGUUUGAUCAAAGGAUCUGUUUUUCGCGGCAUAUUUGACGGGGACGUGGCCGCAGUCAAGAAAAUGAAUGGCAAUGUGUCCAAAGAAAUCAAUUUGCUAAACAAAAUCAACCAUUUUAAUCUGAUUCGUCUCUCCGGGGUUUGCUUCAAUGAUGGUCAUUGGUAUCUGAUAUAUGAGUAUGCUGUCAAUGGACCUUUGAGUAAUUGGAUAUACUUUAAAGACAGUGAUGGGAAGCUCUUAAGUUGGACACAAAGACUGCAGAUUUUGUUGGAUGUGGCCUCAGGGCUUGAUUAUCUGCACAGCUUCACCACUCCUCCUCAUGUCCACAAGGAUAUAAAGAGCAGCAACAUUCUUCUUGACAGUGACUUCAGAGCCAAGAUUGCAAAUUUCGGUCUAGCAAGGUCAGCUGAUGCACGAGACGGUCACUUUUCUUUGACGAAUCACAUUGUCGGAACGAUAGGGUAUAUGGCUCCAGAGUACUUAGAAAAUGGUUUGAUCUCCACAAAGCUUGAUGUCUACGCGUUUGGGGCACUGAUGUUGGAAUUGCUCACUGGAAAAGAGGUUGCCGUGCUUUAUGAACAAAAUGUGCACUUGUCGGAUACACUUCACUCUUUGCUUAACAAUGAAGAUGGUGGACAGAGUUUGAGGCAGUUCAUGGAUCCUGCUUUGCAAGAGAAUUAUCCCCAAGAGCUUGCUGUUUUUGUGAUCAGGUUGAUUGAUAGUUGCUUGAAGAAAAAUCCAGGAUCUCGCCCCGCCAUGAAUGAAAUGGUGCAGUUUCUCUCAAGAACCAUGAGCAAUUCACUGACUUGGGAAUUGUCAAGCAACACCUCCGGCAACCAAGGAUCACAGGGAGUUCUUGAUGGUACAGAAACUGGAUGAGUUCUCAUUCGACUCGGUAAAAUUGAACUUAUAGUGAGAAAUUAUCGAGUUUAGUUUUGUAUUAUACCUCUCUAGAUCUCUUUUAAGCCAUUGGAACAGUAUCUAUCACCUGCUACUAGGAAAAGUUGACAAAAAGGGCAGAGAUUGACAAUAAUUACCGAUAUUUCACGUUUCGAGUAAUGCAUCAACUACAAUGGAUUGUGAAUUUCCUUGUACUCGUAUUUGUAAAUUUUAUUCAUAUGGUUAUUUCACUUAAGUAGAAUAAAUAGUG
Molecule: messenger RNA, 2894 nt
Organism: Argentina anserina (silverweed cinquefoil)
Lineage: Eukaryota; Viridiplantae; Streptophyta; Magnoliopsida; Rosales; Rosaceae
Product: lysM domain receptor-like kinase 4
Exons: 5
Coding region: 143-2623 (826 amino acids)
Biological process (GO): protein phosphorylation
Cellular component (GO): membrane
Molecular function (GO): ATP binding; protein kinase activity
Source: RefSeq, a predicted model, not a curated record